AUGAAAAAUCUUCCGCAGAGAGUGACGCAGACGUACGAGUUUGGAGGAGCACCCCAAGGCGGACCACCAGGCGGGCCCCCACCCCCACCCCAGCCGGCGGGAGCACAAGUUGUACCCGGACAGGAGAAGGGUAACGAUCCUAAUGAGGGAGCAAUGGAAGAUUUGAAGAGGUCAGUCAAGCGGUACAAGAACCAUGUCAGGGAACAGAAGAAGGUGAUCGAGGAGGUGGAUAGGCUGUUACGGUGUGCUAUAUGCUUCGAAAUAUUCCAUCGCCCUGUCACGCUUCCUGAUUGCCAGCAUACAUUCUGUGGUAGCUGUCUUUUUCAGUCCCUACAGCAGCGUGAAGCGUGUCCCCAUUGUCGGACGGAGGUAUACCCCGAUCGCCAAGGUAAACGCGCAUUCCCUAUCGACAGCCUUCUCGAGGUUCUUUUGAGCGAGCAUCCGGAUAAGAAGAGGACAGCGGAGGAGUUGAGGGUCGCGGAUGAGAUAUGGGAUGGGGAAGAGCCGCCGAUCUUCAAAACCGCCCAAACUGCAUUCAAGGGUCUCGCUGUUUAUGGGCGAAGAAUUGGGGAUUGA
Molecule: messenger RNA, 576 nt
Organism: Saitoella complicata NRRL Y-17804
Lineage: Eukaryota; Fungi; Ascomycota; Saitoellomycetes; Saitoellales; Saitoellaceae
Exons: 3
Coding region: 1-576 (191 amino acids)
Biological process (GO): protein monoubiquitination; DNA damage tolerance
Cellular component (GO): nucleus; Rad6-Rad18 complex
Molecular function (GO): single-stranded DNA binding; ubiquitin protein ligase activity
Source: RefSeq, a predicted model, not a curated record